Lycium barbarum (goji berry) is the source of this 2052-nucleotide messenger RNA. RefSeq lists its product as uncharacterized. The transcript is spliced from 7 exons. The record is from RefSeq and is a predicted model, not a curated record. Lineage: Eukaryota; Viridiplantae; Streptophyta; Magnoliopsida; Solanales; Solanaceae. The coding region runs from base 1 to 2052 and encodes 683 amino acids.
AUGAAGGCUGAUAGUAAAGUUAUUAAGAACUCUUUCAGAUUUCUUAACUUCUGGGUUGAACAUGAGUCAUUUCAAAAUGUGGUCAAAGAAAACUGGGAGGAAUCUUAUGCUUCUCUUGAGAAAGUGGUGCAAGUUCAUGAGAGGGAAUUUGAACAGAAUCCUACAAGGCUGAAUAGACAGAGGCUGCAGAGGGUACAAGCUGAUUUGAUUAGAUUUUAUGCUAUUGAAGAGAAAUUUUGGAAGAAAAAAGCUGGUACAUGGUUAGAAUCUGAAGAGGAGACAACUCAGGAAGCAAUCAGAUUCUUCUCUGAUCAAUUUAGAGAAGAGAAUAAUCCUACUGACUUUUCUAUGCUGGAUAAGAUUCCUAGAAUGGUUACAGAAGAUCAGAAUCAGAAGCUUUAUGAAAUGCUGAUGUGCCGUAAAAGUAUUGUAGAGAACAUUGUACUGGUUCAAGAAAUUGUACAUGAUAUUAGAAUUAGAGGAAAACCUACUAAUGUGGUCAUCAAGUUGGACAUGGCUAAGGCUUAUGACAGGGUAUCAUGGUUAUUCUUGACCAAAGUGUUAAUGAAAAUAGGAUUUGGUGAAUUCACCAUUGAUCUAGUGUUCAGAAUCAUUUCUAACAAUUGGGCCCUGAAUUCAUUGUUUAAUGAAGCUAGCUACAAGGAGUAUGGAAUGCCAAAAUGGAGUCCAUAUGUCAAUCAUUUGGCAUUUGAGGAAUCUUUGUUAGGAAUCUUUGGAUUUGUUAAUCCUCUGGCCAUUAUCUUUACUUCUGCUAAUGAGGAAUCUUUGAGGCUGGUUAUGAAGACUCUAACAAACUAUGAAAAGAUGAGUGGCCAGAGGAUUAACAAACAUAAAAGUGCGGUGCUUAGCUCUUGGACUGGAAAGUUGUUAUCUAUUGGGGGGAGACCAACACUAAUCAAGCAUGUCUUACAAAGUAUGCCCAUCCACUUGUUAUCAGCCUGUGACCCUCAUGAUGGAGUACUUGCACAGAUACACAGGUUGGUUGCAAAUUUUUUUUGGAGUAACUCAGUUGGUAAUUCAAGCAAGCACUGGGCAACCUGGACAACUUUAUGUCAUCCAACAGAGGAAGGGGGUAUGGGAUUCAGAAGUUUACAAGAUAUGUCUAAAUCCUUGUUUGCAAAACUGUGGUGGAACAUGAGGACAAAGCAGUCCCUUUGGAGGACUUUUAUGAGCAAUAAAUAUUUGAAGAAGUUUCAUGCAGUGAUUGCUCCUAUUAAGUCAGGUACUUAUGUGUGGAAGAAGAUGAUUAAGCAUAGAGAUGAGAUUGAAUAUGAAAUUUGGUGGAAGGUUCAACAAGGCAAUUCCUAUUUUUGGUUUGAUAAUUGGUCAGGUUUGGGAGCUCUUUAUUACAUUACUCCACCAAAUUUUGUAUGUGAUCCAACCAUUAUUCUUGUAAAAGAAGCAGCAAAUGAAGGGCUUUGGGAUGAGGACAUGCAUAGAAGAGCUCUUCCUGUAGAACUGGCUGAUCACAUUGUGCAGAAUAUUAAACCUCCAGAUGAGAAUAUGCAGGAAGACAAGGCAUACUGGAAGUUGGACACUAGAGGCAUGUUUACAUUUGGGAAAUUUAAAUUGCCUUUGGAUGAUAAAUUGAAGAAAUGGGGUCAUCAAUUCCCUUCUAGAUGUUACUGUUGCCAACACCCUGAAGUGGAAGAUUUCUCUCACGUGUUCUUAAAAUCACCAACUGCUCAGGCUACCUGGAAGCAUUUUUGUAAUCCAGUUGGGAUAAAUAUUGAUAAUCUACAGGUUACUCAAAUAAUUAAUAGUUGGUGGGAUAUGCCUGGAAAGCCUCAUGUCAAAUGUAUUUAUCAAGUUGUCCCUGCUAUUAUUAUUUGGGAACUUUGGAAAAGAAGAAAUACCAUGAGACAUGAUGGGAAAGUAUCAAUCACUAAACUCAUCUAUCAAGUGAUGCAUACUUUGAUUCAGUUUAUGAAAGUGAGAAAAAGGAACUUCAAAUAUGCACCUUAUAGAUGGAGUGUUGUUGUGGAAGCUCUACAGAGAUACUCUUCACAGGUUAAAGUUAUUCAAGUUUAG